AUGAACCAUAUCGACCACCCCAACGCCUUAAAAACAUCAUUGAAACCGGGUCAGUACGUGGGAGUGGGUGAAUCAGAAGAUGUGCAGGCAUUCUACUACUUCAUUGAGUCAGAGAAGAAUCCAAAGGAGGAUCCUCUCAUGCUUUGGCUCACCGGUGGCCCUGGUUGCUCAGCCCUCUCUGGCCUUGUCUUUGAAAUAGGUCCACUUGGUUUUAAAAAUGAGGAGUAUAAUGGGAGCCUUCCCAAGUUGGUCUUGAGGCCACACUCAUGGACAAAGGUUAGUAGCAUUAUAUUUGUAGACUUGCCUGUUUUCACUGGAUUCACUUAUCCCACAACAGACUCUGCUGCUCAACGAAGUGACUGGAAACUUGUUCAUCAAGUCCAUCAAUUUCUUAGGAAGUGGCUGAUUGAUCAUCCAAAUUUUUUGUCAAACCAAGUUUACAUCGGUGGCGACUCAUACUCUGGCAUUCCUAUCCCAGUGAUUGUUCAAGAAAUUUCACAAGGAAAUGAAAAAGGGGUACAGCCAUGGAUAAAUCUCCAGCCAUGGAAAUUUGGAUUUAAGAUCUCUUGCAAACUACUAAAGUGCUCACUGCUUGACCAUUUUGCAAGUACCUAUGAGAUGUAUCCUUUAACAAAAUCAAAGAAACCUUCCCCUGCUUUAGGAUACUUGCUAGGCAAUGCAGCUACUACUCAAAGGGAAAAAAAUUAUCAAAUCCCCUUUGCUCAUGGAAUGGCACUUAUUUCCGAUGAACUAUACCAGUCAUUGCAAGAAAACUGUAAAGGAGAGUACAUAAAUGUAGACACCAGAAAUGUAUUAUGUUCCAGAGAUAUCAAGUCGUUCAAAGAGGCUACAUCAGGAAUUAAUUCGGCCCAUAUUUUGGAACCAUCAUGUGAGACUUUUGAUACUGAAAAAUCUCGGAGGAGAUCACUAAUUAAGAAAUAUCCCACAAAUAAUUCCCUAAAUACUCAUCUCAAAUUGCCAUCCUUGAGCUGUCGGAGUUAUGUGUACUUCCUCUGCGAAUUUUGGGCCAAUGAUGAUAAUGUUCGCAAUGCACUCCAUAUCCGUCAGGGAAGUAUAGAAAAAUGGCGUCGCUGUACAUUCGAUAUACCUCGCAAGAUGGAUAUCCCAAGCAGUUAUGAUUAUCAUGUAAAUCUCAGUAGAUUAGGCUAUCGUUCCCUCAUAUACAGUGGCGAUCAUGACUUCGUGGUUCCUUUCUUGGCAACUCAAGCAUGGAUAAGAUCUUUAAACUACUCCAUUGUCGAUGAUUGGAGGCAAUGGAAUACAAAUGGCCAAGUUGCAGGGCAAGUCUUUGUUCUCCUUGCUGCUCUUGUAGGCCAGAUUCCAUUUGAGUAUAUUCUAGAUAGGGUGGAGGGCACACAGCUCCAGAGUACAAGCCUGAAGAAUGCCUUGCCAUGUACAGUAGAUGGCUAUCUAACAGGGCUCUUUUUGUGCCAGAUACUGAACAAGCUACGACCUGGUAUUGUGAAUGUGAUUAGUGAACCUGAUAAUUCUCUGCCAUCACAAUCAGAAAAUGUUAAAUCGUUUCUGAAAGCUUUGGACGCAGUAGGAUUGCCCCGGUUUGAAAUAUCAGACCUAGAAAAGGGGUCUAUGAAAGCUGAUAUGGUGAAGGAUGCAAUGGGGUCAAGAGGUCGUAACGAAGGGUGUGAGGAUGCAACGGAAGAUGUGAUGGGAUCGUAA
This is a messenger RNA of Sphenostylis stenocarpa, 1698 nucleotides long. The record is from the annotation of a GenBank genome assembly. NCBI's taxonomy places the organism in Eukaryota, Viridiplantae, Streptophyta, Magnoliopsida, Fabales, Fabaceae.